Molecule: messenger RNA, 2046 nt
Organism: Hansenula ciferrii
Lineage: Eukaryota; Fungi; Ascomycota; Saccharomycetes; Phaffomycetales; Wickerhamomycetaceae
Exons: 1
Coding region: 1-2046 (681 amino acids)
Cellular component (GO): membrane
Source: RefSeq, a predicted model, not a curated record
AUGUCUUUACAAAACUGGAUCCAAGAUGUCCAAUCUGUGGAACAAAUCUUCCAAAUCCAUAAGGAUUCUAAAAACAUACCUGACGAAUGUCCAAUUAAUGACCCAAUUGGUGGUGUUGAUAUAAGGUGUGGUCCAAUUUUAAGAUUAAUUAGUUCUUUAGAAAAUAAUUCAAAUAAUUAUAGAGCUUCAAUUAUGCUUGUUGUUAAAGGUUCAAGAGCUCCAAAGAUUACAUAUGUUCAAGGUCCUGUUUUACCAAAUUCUUUAGAUGAAUUAAAUCAAGGUGAAUAUUCAAGUGAAAUUUUUGCUCAAGUUGAAGAUUAUUCAUUUUAUAGAUUUUUAAUUAAUACUGAAUUAAUUGAAACUGAACAAAAAAUUAGAUAUACAAUUAAUGAUUCUUUAUCAUAUGAUUUUUUUUUACCAUCAGCAAAUCAACCAAUGAAUAUAAUUUCUUAUUCAUGUAAUGGUUUUUCAUUAUCAACUGAUACUUCAUCAUAUAAUUCUUCACUUUGGUAUGAUGUUUUACAACGUCAUCAAACUCAACAACGUUAUCAUGUUAUGCUUGGUGGUGGUGAUCAAAUUUAUUGUGAUGCUAUUAAAAACGCAUCAGAAUUAUUUCAUAAUUGGUUAGAAGAAAAAAAUCCAAUAAAGAAACAACAUCAAAAAUUAACUCCUGAUAUGGCUAAAUCUUUCCAUGAUUUUUAUAUUGAACAAUAUUUAAAAUGGUAUGGUCAAGGUUUUUGGGUUGGUACUCAGGGGAAAAUUUUAGAAUCUUUAUUCCCAAGAGCUAUGGCUACAAUCCCAUCUAUAAAUAUUUAUGAUGAUCAUGAUAUUAUUGAUGGUUAUGGUUCUUAUCGUGAUUCUACAAUGGGGACUGAAAUUUUCAAAGGUGUUGGUUCAAUCGCCUACAAGUAUUAUAUGUUAUUUCAACAACAAGUUAAUCCUGAAAAUGAUGAAAAGGCUUAUUUGAAAGAUCCUUCAUGGAUUUUAGGUUCUAAACCUGGUCCAUGGAUGGGUGAACCAAGUCAUUCAAUUUUCACCAAGUUGGGUAAAGGUAUUGGAUUUUUAGGUUUAGAUUGUAGAACUGAAAGAAAAUUGAAAACUAUUGUUUCUCAAGAUACUUAUUCAUUAAUUUUCCAAAGAUUAGAAUCUGAAUUGAAAUCAGAUCCAACUAUAAAGCAUUUAUUAGUCUUGUUAGGUGUUCCAAUUGCUUAUCCAAGAUUAGUUUGGUUAGAAUGGUUAUUAAAUUCUCCUUUAUUAGCUCCUGCAAGAACUUUAGCUCAAAAGGGUAUCAUUGCAAAAGGUUUAGUUAAUGAAUUUGAUGGGUCUGUUGAAGUUUUAGAUGAUUUAAAUGAUCAUUGGUGUUCAGCUCAUCAUAAAAAGGAAAGAAAUAAAUUAAUUGGAAAUUUACAAAAAUUAGGUUCAAGUCAUGGUGUUAGAAUUACCAUAUUAAGUGGUGAUGUUCAUUUAGCUGCAAUUGGGCGUUUCAAGACCAAAAUGCAUUUAAAUCAUGUUUUCAAUAAGGAAAAAUACCAACAACAUAAUGAAAAUGUUAAAAGAAAACCUGAAGAAGAUCCAAGAUUAAUGUUGAAUAUUAUUUCUUCAGCUAUUGUUAAUGCACCACCACCAGAUGCUAUGGCUGGAUUAUUAAAUAAAAGAUCUGGUAUUCAUCAUUUUGAUCAUCAUACAGAUGAAGAUAUGGUUCCAAUUUUCACCAAAGAUACAGAUGAAUCAAUUCGUUCAAAUAAAGAAUUUUUAAAUAAGAGAAAUUGGGCAGAUUUAAUUUCUAUUAAAAAUAUCCCAAAUACUAAUGGUCAAUAUAAUCUUGGUGAUGAAAAAUUACCAGGUCCUGCUACUGGUAUACCAAAAGAUUUAUCUAUUAGAGAUGAACGUGAUUUAAAAUAUAAAAUUACUGAAGAUUCUCUUAUUGCAACUAUCCAUGUUGAAAAAGAUCAUACUAAAUAUGAAAGUGAAACUCUUGGUUAUGAAAUCGCUAUUCCGGAACUAGUUGGGAAAUAUCAAUUGAAAGAUAUUGGUGUUAAAGAUUGA